Cavia porcellus (domestic guinea pig) is the source of this 8376-nucleotide messenger RNA. RefSeq names its product ankyrin repeat and KH domain containing 1 (gene Ankhd1). The coding region runs from base 143 to 8041 and encodes 2632 amino acids. The transcript is spliced from 36 exons. The record is from RefSeq and is a predicted model, not a curated record. Gene Ontology annotation, biological process: innate immune response. Gene Ontology annotation, cellular component: cytoplasm. NCBI's taxonomy places the organism in Eukaryota, Metazoa, Chordata, Mammalia, Rodentia, Caviidae. Gene Ontology annotation, molecular function: RNA binding; protein binding.
GUUAGGCAGUGAGAAGUUAGUGGCGCUGCUGGGACGGGGGGAAGGAGACGCUUCUUCCUCCUGCUGCUCCUCUCUUUCUCGGAAUCGGCGGCGGCGGCGGCUCCGAGUGACUCGGCAGCGUCUCCGGUUCGGCGUGUGAACCAUGCUGACCGACGGCGGAGGCGGCGGCACCUCUUUUGAGGAGGACUUAGACUCUGUGACUCCGCGAUCCGCCCCAGCCGGGGCCUCGGAGCCGCCUCCGCCGGGAGGGGUCGGGCUGGGGAUCCACACCGUGAGGCUCUUUGGAGAGCCCGGACCCACGCCGGGAGUCGGGGGCGGUGGCAGCAGCGGCGCAGCCGGAGGGGACGCGGCGCUGGAUUUCAAGUUGGCGGCUGCCGUCCUGAGGACCGGAGGCGGAGGUGGUGCCUCUGGCAGCGACGAGGACGAGGUGUCCGAGGUUGAAUCAUUUAUUUUGGACCAAGAAGAUCUGGAUAAUCCAGUGCUUAAAACAACAUCAGAGAUAUUCUUAUCAAGUACUGCAGAAGGAGCAGAUUUGCACACUGUGGAUCCAGAGACACAGGCACGACUAGAAGCAUUGCUAGAAGCAGCAGGAAUUGGCAAACUGUCAACCCCUGAUGGUAAAGCUUUUGCAGAUCCUGAAGUACUUCGGAGACUGACUUCCUCAGUUAGUUGUGCCCUGGAUGAAGCUGCUGCUGCACUGACACGAAUGAGAGCAGAAAAUAGCCACAAUGCAGGACAAGUGGACACUCGCAGUCUAGCAGAAGCUUGUUCAGAUGGAGAUGUUAAUGCUGUUCGUAAAUUGCUAGAUGAAGGCAGAAGUGUAAAUGAACAUACAGAAGAAGGAGAAAGCCUGCUGUGCUUGGCUUGUUCAGCAGGGUAUUAUGAAUUAGCACAAGUAUUGCUAGCUAUGCAUGCUAAUGUUGAAGAUCGAGGGAAUAAAGGAGACAUAACUCCUCUGAUGGCAGCUUCCAGUGGAGGUUAUUUAGAUAUUGUGAAAUUAUUACUUCUUCAUGAUGCAGAUGUGAACUCCCAGUCUGCAACAGGAAACACUGCACUAACUUAUGCUUGUGCUGGAGGAUUUGUUGACAUUGUGAAAGUGCUACUUAAUGAAGGUGCAAAUAUAGAAGAUCAUAAUGAAAAUGGGCAUACCCCCUUAAUGGAAGCAGCCAGUGCAGGUCAUGUGGAAGUUGCAAGAGUUCUUCUAGAUCAUGGUGCAGGCAUCAAUACUCAUUCUAAUGAAUUCAAAGAAAGUGCUCUUACACUUGCAUGUUAUAAAGGCCAUUUGGAUAUGGUUCGCUUUCUCCUUGAAGCUGGUGCAGAUCAAGAGCACAAAACAGAUGAAAUGCACACUGCAUUAAUGGAGGCUUGCAUGGAUGGACAUGUAGAGGUGGCACGUUUGCUUUUGGAUAGUGGUGCCCAAGUGAACAUGCCUGCAGAUUCAUUCGAGUCUCCCUUGACACUAGCUGCUUGUGGAGGACAUGUUGAAUUAGCAGCUCUACUUAUUGAAAGGGGAGCAAAUCUUGAAGAAGUUAAUGAUGAAGGGUAUACUCCCUUGAUGGAAGCUGCUCGGGAAGGACAUGAAGAGAUGGUGGCACUACUCUUAGCACAAGGAGCAAAUAUAAAUGCCCAGACAGAAGAAACUCAGGAAACUGCUCUUACCUUGGCUUGCUGUGGAGGAUUUUCUGAAGUUGCAGAUUUCUUGAUUAAGGCAGGGGCUGAUAUAGAACUUGGCUGCUCCACACCUUUGAUGGAGGCAUCUCAGGAGGGACACCUGGAAUUGGUUAAAUAUUUGCUUGCUGCUGGUGCUAACGUGCAUGCUACAACAGCAACAGGAGACACAGCCCUAACCUAUGCUUGUGAAAAUGGACAUACAGAUGUUGCAGAUGUUUUACUUCAAGCAGGAGCUGACUUAGAGCAUGAAUCUGAAGGUGGGAGAACACCUUUGAUGAAAGCUGCAAGAGCUGGUCAUUUGUGCACUGUGCAGUUUCUUAUCAGCAAAGGUGCCAAUGUGAAUAGGGCUACAGCUAAUAAUGAUCACACAGUGGUGUCACUCGCAUGUGCAGGAGGCCAUCUGGCAGUUGUUGAGUUACUUUUAGCUCAUGGAGCUGACCCUACUCAUCGACUCAAGGAUGGUUCAACAAUGCUUAUUGAAGCUGCAAAGGGUGGCCACACUAAUGUUGUUUCUUAUCUAUUGGAUUAUCCCAACAAUGUUCUGUCAGUUCCUACCACAGAUAUAUCUCAACUUACCCCACCUUCUCAAGAUCAAUCUCAGGUUCCACGUGUACCAAUGCAUACACUUGCCAUGGUUGUACCUCCCCAGGAACCUGACAGAACUUCACAGGAGUACUCCCCUGCCCUUAUAGGAGUACAGAAAGGUACAUCCAAGCAGAAGUCCAGUUCCCUGCAGGUAGCAGAUCAGGACCUACUGCCACCUUUUCACCCAUACCAGCCUUUGGAGUGCAUAGUAGAGGAGACUGAAGGCAAGCUGAAUGAACUGGGACAAAGAAUUAGUGCUAUUGAAAAGGCCCAGCUUAAGUCUUUGGAGUUAAUUCAAGGUGAACCUCUGAACAAAGAUAAGAUAGAAGAACUUAAAAAGAACAGAGAAGAACAAGUCCAGAAGAAGAAGAAAAUACUGAAAGAACUGCAGAAAGUGGAAAGGCAAUUGCAGAUGAAAACACAACAGCAAUUUACCAAAGAAUACUUGGAAACCAAAGGUCAGAAAGACACAGUGUCUCUGCACCAGCAGUGCUCUCAUAGAGGAGUCCUCCCAGAAGGAGAAGGAGCUGGUAGUCUUCCAGAGGAUCACUUUUCAGAAUUACCUCAGGUUGACACAAUCUUAUUUAAAGAUAAUAACGAUGAUGAUGAGCAGCAGUCUUCACCAUCGGCAGAGCAAAUUGAUUUUGUCCCAGUCCAGCCUUUAUCACCUGCACAGUGUAACUUUGCCAGUGACUUAGGUUCUAAUGGGACAAAUUCUCUUGAACUACAGAAAUUAUCAGGUAAUCAGCAAAUUGUAGGACAGCCUCACAUUGCUAUUACUGGCCAUGAUCAGGGGCUGUUAGUGCCAGAACCAGAUGGACUAAUGGUUGCAACUCCAGCCCAGACGCUUACCGACACUCUUGAUGACCUGAUAGCAGCUGUGAGUAGCAGAGUGCCCACUGGUUCAAAUAGUUCCUCUCAGAUCACAGAAUGUCUUACACCUGAAUCCUGUUCACAGACUCCAAGCAAUAUGGUUCCCCAACCUAUGCCCCUGGUGUAUCCUUCAGUUGACAUUGAUGCUCAUACUGAGAGCAAUCAUGACACAGCAUUAACACUAGCUUGUGCUGGUGGUCAUGAAGAACUUGUAUCUGUACUUAUUGCACGGGAUGCUAAAAUUGAGCACAGAGACAAAAAAGGUUUCACACCACUGAUCUUGGCAGCAACAGCAGGGCAUGUUGGAGUUGUUGAGAUCCUUUUGGAUAAAGGUGGAGAUAUAGAAGCACAAUCUGAACGAACUAAGGAUACUCCACUUUCAUUAGCAUGUUCUGGUGGACGUCAGGAGGUGGUAGACUUGCUGCUGGCUCGAGGUGCAAACAAAGAGCACAGGAAUGUGUCUGAUUAUACACCCCUGAGUCUAGCUGCAUCUGGAGGAUAUGUCAAUAUCAUUAAGAUUCUGCUUAAUGCUGGGGCAGAAAUUAAUUCAAGGACUGGGAGUAAACUAGGUAUUUCUCCCCUGAUGUUGGCUGCGAUGAAUGGACACGUUCCUGCAGUGAAACUGCUUCUUGAUAUGGGUUCAGACAUUAAUGCUCAGAUAGAGACCAAUCGGAACACGGCUCUCACACUGGCCUGUUUCCAGGGCCGAGCAGAAGUAGUGAGUUUGCUUCUGGACCGCAAAGCCAACGUUGAACAUAGGGCAAAGACUGGUCUUACCCCCUUGAUGGAAGCUGCUUCUGGAGGAUAUGCAGAGGUUGGAAGAGUUCUCCUUGAUAAAGGAGCAGAUGUCAAUGCCCCUCCUGUGCCUUCCUCAAGAGAUACUGCUUUAACGAUAGCGGCAGACAAAGGUCACUAUAAAUUUUGUGAGUUGCUGAUUAACAGGGGAGCCCACAUUGAUGUUCGUAACAAGAAGGGAAAUACACCACUUUGGUUGGCCUCCAAUGGCGGUCAUUUUGAUGUAGUCCAGUUACUUGUGCAAGCAGGUGCUGAUGUGGAUGCAGCAGAUAACCGGAAGAUCACACCCCUUAUGUCAGCAUUUCGCAAGGGUCAUGUAAAAGUUGUUCAGUAUUUGGUGAAGGAAGUCAAUCAGUUCCCUUCUGAUAUAGAAUGUAUGAGAUACAUUGCAACAAUUACAGAUAAGGAGUUAUUGAAAAAAUGUCACCAAUGUGUUGAGACAAUUGUAAAGGCUAAAGACCAACAGGCUGCAGAAGCAAAUAAGAAUGCAAGUAUUCUUUUAAAGGAACUUGACUUGGAAAAGUCAAGAGAAGAGAGCAGAAAGCAGGCUCUCGCAGCUAAAAGAGAGAAAAGAAAAGAAAAGAGAAAAAAGAAAAAAGAGGAACAAAAAAGGAAACAGGAAGAAGAUGAGGAAAACAAACCCAAGGAGAAUUCAGAACUACCAGAGGAUGAAGAUGAAGAAGAGAAUGAUGAAGAUGUGGAGCAAGAAGUUCCCAUAGAACCUCCUAGUGCAACUACCACCACCACAAUUGGAAUCUCUGCAACAUCUGCAACAUUCACAAAUGUAUUUGGGAAAAAAAGGGCCAAUGUGGUGACAACACCCAGCACCAAUCGGAAAAAUAAGAAGAAUAAAACAAAAGAAACCCCUCCUACAGCACAUUUAAUUUUGCCAGAACAUAUAUCUUUAGCACAGCAAAAAGCAGAUAAAAAUAAAAUAAAUGGAGAACCUAGAGGUGGUGGUGCAGGUGGGAAUAGUGAUUCAGAUAAUUUGGACAGCACAGACUGCAACAGUGAGAGCAGUAGUGGUGGUAAAAGCCAAGAAUUAAAUUUUACUAUGGAUGUGAAUUCUACUGGUGAUAGGAGGUACCCCUCACAGCUCCUCAAUUCCCAAGAAGAAAAGACAAUUGCAACCACUCCCAAAACUCAAACACGACUUGAUGGUGAAGUGAAUCCCAAUGCUUUGUCAACAAGCUACAAGUCAGUGUCACUGCCAUUAAGCUCCCCAAACAUAAAGCUUAAUCUCACUAGUCCUAAAAGGGGUCAAAAAAGAGAAGAAGGGUGGAAAGAAGUUGUACGAAGGUCAAAGAAAUUGUCUGUUCCAGCCUCAGUGGUAUCCAGAAUAAUGGGAAGAGGAGGAUGCAACAUCACUGCAAUACAAGAUGUUACUGGUGCCCAUAUUGAUGUGGAUAAACAAAAGGAUAAAAAUGGCGAGAGAAUGAUCACAAUAAGGGGUGGUACAGAAUCAACAAGAUAUGCAGUUCAACUUAUCAAUGCACUUAUUCAAGAUCCUGCUAAGGAACUAGAAGACUUGAUUCCCAAAAAUCACAUCAGAACACCUGCCAGCACCAAACCCAUUCAUGCAAACUUCUCACCUGGAGUAGGUACCACAGCAGCUUCCAGCAAAAAUGCAUUUCCCUUGGGUGCUCCAACUCUCGUCACUUCACAGGCCACAACAUUAUCUACGUUCCAGCCUGCUAAUAAACUUAACAAGAACGUGCCAACAAAUGUACGUUCUUCUUUCCCCGUUUCACUUCCCUUAGCUUAUCCCCACCCUCAUUUUGCCCUGCUGGCCGCUCAAACUAUGCAACAGAUUCGGCAUCCUCGCUUACCUAUGGCCCAGUUUGGAGGAACCUUCUCACCUUCUCCUAACACUUGGGGACCAUUUCCAGUGAGACCUGUCAAUCCUGGCAAUACAAAUAGCUCUCCAAAGCAUAAUAAUACAACCCGUCUACCUAACCAGAAUGGGACUGUCUUAUCCUCAGAAUCUCCUGGAUUAGCUACUGCCAGUUGUCCUAUCACUGUCUCUUCAGUAGUUGCUGCCAGUCAGCAACUGUGUGUAACUAAUACCCGGACUCCUUCAUCAGUCAGAAAGCAGUUGUUUGCUUGUGUGCCUAAGACGAGUCCUCCAGCAUCAGUGAUUUCUUCUGUGACAAGCACUUGUAGUCCCCUGCCUUCCGUCUCUUCUGCACCUAUCACUAGUGGGCAAGUUCCCACCACAUUUCUGCCCGUAACUACUCCUCAAGCACAGCUUUCUUCACAAAAGAUGGAGUCUUUCUCUGCCAUGCCACCUCCCAAAGAGAAAGUACCCACACAGGACCAACCGAUACCAAACCUAUGUACCCCAUCUCCAACUGCUAAUGGUUGCAGUAGCUCUGCCAGCAAUACUCCGGGAGCUGCAGAAACUCACCCAACCAGUAGUUCCACUCCUCCUUCCAGUAACACACAGGAGGAGGCACAGCCAUCCAGUGUAUCUGAUCUAAGUCCUAUGUCAAUGCCUUUUGCCUCUAACUCAGAACCUGUUCCAUUGACUUUGGCCUCACCCAGAUUUGUCACUGCUGAUAAUCAGGACACCAGUAAUUUACCUCAAUUAGCUGUUCCAGCACCUCGAGUUUCUCAUCGAAUGCAGGCCAGAGGUUCUUUUUACUCAGUGGUACCAAAUGCAGCUAUCCACCAGGAUCCCCAGUCUAUUUUUGUUACAAAUCCAGUUCCUCUGACAACACCUCAAGGUCCACCAGCUGCAGUACAGCUUUCUUCAGCCAUGAACAUUAUGAAUGGUUCUCAGAUGCACAUAAACCCAGCAAAUAAAUCUUUACAACCUACAUUUGGCCCUGCCACACUUUUCAAUCACUUCAGUAGCCUUUUUGAUAGCAGUCAAGUGCCAGCUAACCAAGGCUGGGGAGAUGGUCCACUGUCCUCAAGAGUUGCUGCAGAUGCCUCUUUCACGGUUCAGUCAGCGUUUCUGGGUAACUCUGUACUUGGACACUUGGAAAAUGUGCACCCUGACAGCUCCAAGGCACCUGGCUUCAGAUCACCUUCCCAGCGAGUUUCUACUAGUCCAGUUGGGUUACCAUCCAUUGACCCAUCAGGCAGCUCCCCAUCUUCCUCUUCUGCUCCUCUGUCAAGUUUUUCUGGCAUACCAGGAACAAGAGUUUUCCUGCAAGGGCCAGCACCUGUUGGGACCCCUAGUUUCAACAGACAACAUUUUUCUCCCCACCCUUGGACAAGCACUUCAAACUCAUGUGACUCUCCUAUCCCAUCUGUUUCUUCGGGAUCAUCUUCACCUCUUUCAGCCACUUCUGCCCCACCAACAUUGGGCCAACCAAAAGGAGGCAGCGCCAGUCAGGAUCGAAAGAUACCUCCCCCCAUUGGGACAGAGAGGCUGGCUCGGAUUCGGCAAGGAGGGUCUGUGGCACAAGCUCCUGUGGGGACCAGUUUUGUUGCUCCUGUUGGACACAGUGGAAUCUGGUCAUUUGGUGUCAAUGCUGUGUCAGAAGGCUUAUCAGGUUGGUCACAGUCUGUGAUAGGGAAUCAUCCAAUGCAUCAGCAGUUAUCAGACCCAAGUACAUUCUCCCAGCAUCAACCGAUGGAAAGAGAUGAUUCUGGAAUGGUAGCUCCCUCUAACAUUUUUCACCAACCUAUUGCAAGUGGUUUCGUGGAUUUUUCUAAAGGCCUGCCAAUUUCCAUGUAUGGAGGCACCAUAAUACCAUCUCAUCCUCAGCUUGCUGAUGUUCCAGCAGGCCCACUGUUUAAUGGACUUCACGGCACAGAUCCUGGUUGGAAUCCUAUGAUAAAAGUUAUCCAAAAUUCAACUGAAUGCACUGAUGCCCAGCAGGCCAGUCUGCUUUCUUCAGUCCCUGGUCUCAAAGGGGAAAUCCCAUCACCCCAGCUAACCAGACCGAAGAAAAGAGCUGGACAACCAAUGGUGGCUUCUCCUAACCAAAGGCACCAGGAUCAUCUACGACAGAAAGUUCCUGCUGGAAUGCAAGAACUCACCCAUUGCUCGGACACCCCCCUGCUGCCUUCCUCAGAUUCCCGGUGUAACAAUUCCAACUGUUCCACCCUCCAAGCUGGAGUUGCUGAAGGAACAGAAGGAGACAGAGCAAGAGAUACCCGAUGAUGCACAGUUUGAAAUGGACAUCUAACUCUGUACAGAUGACCCCGUGAAUGGAGUUAUCCAUAGAGGGAUCUCUCAUGCUGCUGCUGCUGCCACCACCUCUUCCUAGGGUAUUCAAAAGCCAGCUUGCCUCAUCUAAUAGGGAAAGGGUGACUUGGUUCUGGGCCUCCUUUAGUUCUGAGGCAGCUAGACCAGGGAUAGGAGCAGGCAACUUGCCAGGCCCUUAGCUCUCUUUGGUCUAUAGAUACUCAUCCCAACCUCCAGUCCUCCGUGCUCAGAGCUGGGACUGGGGGAGAGAGUGUGUCACUUUUGGGCUGCUUAGUAAACAUUCAAAGAAA